AUGCAUUUACACUUUGAACGCAUUCAGAAGCCGUCGUCCUUUUCGGACUCUACCCUCUCGUCGCUGUCAUGGAUGGGUAAAGUGCCCGACGGUCUCCUCCAGACCACCGAAGAGGAGGGAUGGAAACUGAACCGAACCAACUAUUACCAGGACGGGUGGCUCGCGUGCGGCAACACCCGUGGCAUCGUUGGCGUCACGUUCACCACCAGCCGUAGCCGUAAGAAUAUAGUGGCCCAGGAUCUGCCCGCCCGUACCAAUUAUAACCUGCGCGGCCAUCGGUCCGAAGUGACCUUGGUCAAGUGGAACGAACCGUACCAGAAGUUGGCCUCGUGCGAUAGCACUGGCAUCAUAUUUGUGUGGAUCAAAUACGAGGGCCGGUGGUCUAUCGAACUGAUCAACGACCGCAACACUCAGGUGACCGACUUUUCGUGGUCACACGACGGCCGGAUGGCUCUCAUCUGCUAUAUGGACGGCUUCGUACUCGUCGGGUCGGUCAGUGGUCAGCGGUACUGGUCAUCAAUGCUCAAUCUGGACAGUUGUACCAUCAGUUGCGGCAUUUGGUCUCCCGAUGACCAGAAUGUCAUAUUCGGCACAUCGAGUGGCCAUAUAUUAGUGAUCGAUGUGCAUGGUACAAUGGUGGCACAGGUGUCCAUCCAGGAGGGUAUAGCCAUAACACACAUGUCGUGGUCGUGCGAGAAGUUCAAAAUGGAUGACUCCGAAGAAGACCAACAGAACCGCAACAAUAAUAACAACAACAAUAAGACAACGAGUGGUGAGACGACUAAUGGCAACACCACUACCACUACUACGGGUGGGACCGACGGGUCGUCCACCGCCGCGGCCGAGAAGUCCUAUUGUCUGGCCGUCACGUUCAUCGACGGCACUAUUUAUAUAAUGCAAAAUUAUGACGAUAUCUUCCCAAUCAUUAUCCGCACCGGACUCUUGUCCACAAAGAUCGAGUGGUCCAACAACGGCGAGAUACUGGCCAUCGCCGGCCAUCAGAUCCGCGACUCGCGUCCGCCGCCGCCCAACAAUCCCAGCGGAGACCGAGUCUUCACGUAUAGAAAUGUCGUCCAAUUCUACACAUAUAACGGUAUUCUGCGGCUGAAGACUGAGCUCGAGUGCACUCAAUACCCGAUUACAGCCAUCACUUGGGGUCAUUCGGACAAACGUCUGUUCACAGCCGCCGGCCCUGUCCUCUACAUCGCGUGGAUCACUAAACGGAUCCCAUCGUUGCAGUUGUUGUCCAAACUAUCCAUUUAUAACUGUCUGAAGAGCGAGCGCUCGACCGACGAGUUGCCGCUCCCUCAACGGCUCCAGUCAUGUGUCGCCAAUCUCUUCAACCCUACCCUUCAGUGCUAUUUACCAGAUCUGACACAUUUGCGUGACUUUGUCUCCAGUCCUCCCGACAACAACACACGACUUCACUGCACAAUGAUUAGACACGAAGACGACUACCUCACCAGUAGUACCACUUAUAUACUAUACCUCGAGUACUUGGGCGGACUCGUGCCCAUUCUGAAGGGCAAACGGGCCUCGAAAUUGAAACCCGAAUUCAUUAUAUUUGAUCCACAGUUUAGCGAAACAAACAAUACUAAAAAUAAUAGCAAAACGUAUGGCCAAAGCGGGGGUUCGGGUAUGGGUUCGACCACUUCUACCCCUUACGCCACGUCGUCGGACAGCGAGUGCGACGACCCGUUUGGCGGCGGAUCCGCUCGGUCUCCAUCUUUGCGCAGAAGGCGUCGCUUUCGCCGUCACUUCCGCUCCCGAGGAAGCAAUGAGUCGUCCAAUACGUCCCUCACGUCCAACAGUACCGGCGGUUCGACCAACAAAUACGCGGACGAAAUGCCAGAACAGGAAAAACUGGUUUUAGUCACUUCCAACAUAUGGGGCACCAAAUUCAAGGUAUUGGGACUGUCGGCGUGGCUGCCCUCCCAAUUGGGCUCAAUCACCUACCGGACCAGUCUUCUGCACCUACAGCCACGACAAAUGACUUUAUCCAUCAAAGAGUUGGGCGAAAAACGACUCGACACUAGUCUCACGUCUAUUAAUAAGUUUGAAACCAAUAAUAACUUCAUUUCCAGCGAUUCCGAGGACGAGACGGCCAUGUCUUACAUGAUGGGCGACGACGAGGGCGUCAGCGCACCCAUCGCUCCCAUGACACCCAAGAAGAACAUCCGGUGUCCAAACGGAACGCUAUUUGGCGGACAAAGUCGUACGAUAUCUCCCGAAAAGAGGCCCACCUAUCAGUUCCAGGGGUCCACCGCUGGCCAAUCGUCCUCUUCCGCCAAUACGUCCGACUGUUAUAACACAUGUGCCGAAGAGAUGUUGACUCUUCAGAUAAAUGGUGACAAUCAUUACGUCAGUAUGGAGUUGAGCGGUCCGUCGGCCCCACACCAGCCCUCGUCGGCCGUCAACAGCGCUGUCCAACCGUUGCAAACAAACGCCGCAUCCAUUUCCACACAGACCUCAUUCCAGUCGAUCACUGAUUUGUUGAACUCAUUGACAACACUGGAGAAGAAUACGCAAACAUUGUUCUCACCGCUCAUCGAAAAUAAGUCCAUCGAAGACGGCGUCCAGACGUCGACACCCGAAGAGACGGUCAAUCGAUUUGCCAAACGUUUCGCCGCCGAAUUGCCGGUCAGUUAUUACAACAUAAAUAGCGUCAAUAACGGCAGCAAACCGUGCGCUGAGCCGUCUGUGCACUCGUCGCCGGCACUCAUAAGCCUUAACAGUGAUAUCUAUUACUCACAUUUGGCCGCCACUACCGGCGCUGCUACGGACUCACCGCCGGCCGCAAACAUGUCUCCACCGAAAGGACUCCGAUAUAAGAUAACAAAGAAGGAGUCGCCGCGAAAGUCCAGUGUCUCGUGUAUAGAGUCAGACCUGACGGCCCAAAGCCGUAGCUGUGAUACGAGUGCCGCCAAAGCAUUUCUGUCGAGUCCUUUAGGUCAGCGCCGGUUUCCGACAAUGGGUUCUAGUUUUGUAACGUCUUCGUCGUCGCCGGUAUCGGUCGGCGCCAACACUUGGGGCGGACUAUCGCUGCUUCACUGCAAUAGUAGCCUUACGGACACCCUUUCUAUCGAUUCCAAGUCAAUUAUCGCAAAUGACUUCCGAUAUAUUGACGAUUUUGACGCCGAAGAGAGUCCCGACGGCAGCGCACGUGUGGCCACUUCGGCGCAAGUGUUUCAAAAGACAACCACCCGUCCCAUAUGUCACAUACAGCCCACCACUGCUGUGGCCGGCAGUGAGUUCACUAAUGUCCGCGCCUGCGGUACGGCUGACAGCGGCACCGGUGGCCACCCAUUCGGCGCUCCGACCAGUCAUACACUUCAGCGACGGUUAACAUUGAAAGCAUCGAAACAAAGCCAUAGUUUCGAUGCGUCCACCGAUUCGUCCGACAAAUCCGUUUCAAACAAUUCGCGAUCUUUUGAGGAAAAGGAUGAACGCGUGUCCGAAGACGAUGAGGACACGGACUACUCCACCAAAGACUCAUUCAUUUCUACCAUAAUUACUGAUGGAAAGCAAAAUAAGUGUAAAAUUAAUACUCAAUUCAUUCAUAAUAACACUCAUAAUAAUCGUAAAACUUUUGAGAAUAAUAUCGUUAAUAAGAGCACAGAAUAUAGCAGUCAAUGGCAGCCAAAGACAUCAACUAUAAGCCAAUGCUCGUCCACCACUACUUCCGGCACAAUAUCAGACAAUCCGAGUCCAUCGGCGCCUAUACGUGAGCCCUCAUCAGAGUUUAAGGGCAACACUAAAAACAAUUCAUCCAAAUAUGUGAAUAAUAUAGACUUAAUAAGUAGUGAUAUGCAAACGGAAGGUGCGAUACACUCUAAUACGAGAGCACCGGAAGCUAAUAAACAUAGUUAUAAGAUAAGGACAAACACCACCACAACCACCGCCACCAUAGACUACACGCCAACCAAAUAUCAUAGUGCGCUCUCACGGCUUCAAAAGCACAGAGCGAGUCUACCCCAGGCUAUGAUAAUGGCCGGUACGAGCGCUGCCAACAGUGCCAGUGCUAUCCCAACCGAACCCACCAUCUCGUCCACCACCAGCACAAGUGCCAUAACCACAGCCGCGGCACUAAUCAACAGUAACCGAAGCCUUCCGGCGUCACCGCUGCUGUCGGGGCCGCAAAGUCGACGCCGCACUUCGCAGGGAAAGUCAUUCCUCUACAGCCCUAUGAUGUUAAGGAAAGUUAUGAAACAAAAGCUAAAUUACUUGGACUGCAGUUCAGAGUCGGAGAACACGAGCGAUGAGGAAGAGUUGGACACGUCUUCGGAGUACAAGAAUUUGGAGACUUUCCAGAAGAGACACUUCCGGAGGAAAUUCCAAGUGAAGCGACGCAACAGUCGCGUCAAACCCAACGAAUCGCAGCCACAGUCGCCUCACAACGAGACGCCGCCCGUCUCUUACCGCGAGUUUGUGCUCCACAAUAAGGCCCCGCUUUGGAACGAAGUGAGCCAAGUAUAUCAACUCGACUUCGGCGGGAGAGUCACUCAGGAGUCCGCCAAGAAUUUCCAGAUUGAACACCAGGGCAAACAGGUCAGC
This is a messenger RNA of Medioppia subpectinata, 4554 nucleotides long. The record is from the annotation of a GenBank genome assembly. Lineage: Eukaryota; Metazoa; Arthropoda; Arachnida; Sarcoptiformes; Oppiidae.